Molecule: messenger RNA, 885 nt
Organism: Rattus rattus (black rat)
Lineage: Eukaryota; Metazoa; Chordata; Mammalia; Rodentia; Muridae
Product: retinoic acid early-inducible protein 1-alpha-like
Exons: 5
Coding region: 1-885 (294 amino acids)
Biological process (GO): antigen processing and presentation of endogenous peptide antigen via MHC class I via ER pathway, TAP-independent; antigen processing and presentation of endogenous peptide antigen via MHC class Ib; positive regulation of T cell mediated cytotoxicity
Cellular component (GO): external side of plasma membrane
Source: RefSeq, a predicted model, not a curated record
AUGGCAAAGACAGCCACCACCAAGUGCAAUCUUUCUCUGAAUCUGGGCCUUUUGGUGCUGCUGAAUUUUCUGGGGACCGCAAUGCUGGAAGAUGCACACUCCCUUAGUUGCAACUUGAUCAUCAGGUCUCCUACCAAGGCAGAACCUCUCUGGUAUGAAGGACAGUGUUCAGUGGAUGGAAUUGAUUUCCUUUCUUCUAAUAACGUGAACAAGACCAUGCCUUUGGGUAACCAGGAGCAGAUGGCAAAUGCCACCGAAGUGCGGACAUGUUUGACCCAGUGGCUAGACCUAUUGGGCCAGGACUUAAGGGACAAGGUGUCUGAAAUCAAAGUGCACACUACCAAGCCCAGUGGUCACCCCACUUUACGGGUCACCAUGCUUUCUAAGCACAGCCAUGAACAAAUCAUUAGUGCUUCCUGGGAAUUCAACAUCAGUGAGAAUUAUUCCUUCAUCUUGGACCUAAAGACUAUGAAGUGGAAACUGAUUAAUCCUGUACUAGAGGACAUCAUGAAAGAAUGGAAAGAUGAUGAGACAUUAAUGAAACAUCUGAAUUUGUCCAUAGCAGAAUGCAGUCAAAAAUUCAAUGAAUUCUUAAAUCAGCACGAGGAAAGAACAAGUAGAUCAACAAGGGCCCCAGAUAUCACCCAGUCUCCACCUACCAGCCAGGUUCCUUAUAAGGAAGUAUUGAUCGCUGUGGGACUCAUCUUCUCCAUCAUCUUUAUUAUUUUCAUUUUCAUAUGUGUGAAGAGGAUGUGUUGUACCCAAGGAGGAAACAUCAGAUUGACUUCCAGAGUGUUUUUCCCAGCUUGUGAUCCCACCAGCAAUGGAGGAAUGUUCCUUUUCCUUCGCAUCAUCGGCAGCGUCUUCUGUUGCCUGAAUUUUUGA